Messenger RNA from Salvelinus sp. IW2-2015, 4249 nucleotides. Its product is annotated as exosomal polycystin-1-interacting protein. NCBI's taxonomy places the organism in Eukaryota, Metazoa, Chordata, Actinopteri, Salmoniformes, Salmonidae. The record is from RefSeq and is a predicted model, not a curated record.
CAUACUAAAUGCAUACAAAACAAAGGAAAACAGGUCAGGAACGUGACAAUACGUCAGUUCCUGUCACAAACCCGGAUACCUCCUGCGCCUCGACCUGUUGUUUCGGCCUGUUUUAUUUGUUUGUGUCAAAGUGUUUGUGUCAAAACCUGCCAUAGGCAGCUAAACAGGCAUUCUGAUACACUUAUGAGAUACUGUCACUUCAAUGUAUGAAGAAUUAUUUGUAUCGAUAUCCACUGAAAUACAUGUAUCACAUUCAAUUUUAUAUUUAUGAGGGUUGAUAUCUAACAUAGCAUGGGCUAUAAUUUUAAGUCAUGUAUGGCCAAAACCCAAGAGAAACCUGGCUACAAGGAGUAAAUGUAUUGAGGUGCCUAGUGUGAGCUGCCACACACACACUACCCUCUUCUUCCUCCUCCUCUGACUCCAGGUUUUGGGUAAAGUGGGCCUCAGACUGUGCUGAGUGACACAGCCUGUUGACCUUUGACCCCUGGGUCCUGUAGUGCAGAGCCAGUCAGAAUGCUGAUGGCCACACCCCUCCAGGCAGACACCAGGGAACCGAUAGGAGCCUCUACACAGGAUGCCCUCUCUUUUCUAGGUAUCUUUAUUCAGUAAUGUUGUGUAUUUGUACUAAUGCUACUGGUCCCUAUUUGCCAUUUUGUCUCUGUUAAUUAAAGGCUGGAUUCAGUUGUCAUUCUAGUUUCUGGCACCUUCAACGGCCUCUGUCACUAUGCUACUGUAAUAGCCUAGUGUACAGCCUGUCACUAUUCUACAGCCUACUCAUCUCUAGCCCAAAGCUCCAUCCACCAUUGUGCCGUCAUUGUAGUUUGUUUGCAGACCUUAUCAAAGAAACAGACUUCAGUGCACAUUCUAAUUGUUCAGCGAGAGUUGAUCAUGAGGAAAGGCUUUUUGUUCAAGACGUUGUGUGUACAGUAAUCAACCCUUCUAAUCACCCCUUAUCUUUCCAGUGCUGCUAAUUUACAGCAAGAGCUUGGUUUGGCCCAGCUGCUUAGCAUGCAGCCAUAUCAAAGUGUUUACAGUGACUAAAGUUAUUUGCCUGGGCUUGAAAUGUACCAAGUCCACAGAUCUAUCUGCUUAAUAUUUUAUGUUCACAUAUUUCUCUAACGUCAGCUAAAGUUAAACAAGUAACAUUUAUCAAAGCAUGUGUAUUGGAAGAAAACCACCGAUGGGUUGAAAUUCCUGAAGUCAAGCGUUCCAAAGGAGAGUCAGGUAUUAACUGGAGUCGAUCAAGGGUAGAAAAAAUUCUCAGCGGUCCCCAUUUCACCCAUUGGAUUUCUGACAGGGACCAAUAGGUUUGUGAGGGAGAGGCCAUAGAUAUGCAGAUAGCGUAAACCCAGAGCACGUAGAUUCCAAGGGAAGGAGAGGAAGACUGAGAGAGAGAAGGGGACAGAUAGAGGGAGGUCUUUGUGUUUCUCUCCACUGUUUGAAGCCUAUAGCCCGCUCUGCCACACUCAGGCCCAGUGGCUGGCCCGAACCCACUCGGUCUUCUGUUUGCUUUAGAACCCAACGGACAGCACACACACACACUCCUGUGUACUUAGAAAGUAUACUGAGGAAGACACACAUACACUUAGUUUUGAUCGUCCAGUUUCACAUUUCCAUACUUUUUCUACAUUUAACACGCAUACACACUAACUCACAGUUCAGUGGGAGUCUGCAGAAAGGGAGCCCUUGUCCCGCUGGUUUAAUAAUGAAACAGGCUGGCCAGUGGCUUUGGUAGGGGUUGCUAUGGGUACACUGGGAACGGGGAGAGAGGAGAGGGGUGGGUGAGAGGACUGGACUCAGUGAGAGAGACUCGAACAUUCCAACCCUGAUCGUUGCACAUUUGAAGCAGAAUUCCCAAGGGAUAGAAGAAGUGGACUCAGUGAAAGGGAGAUCAUACAGAAGAGAAGAGAGAGAAAGGUUGAAGAAGAGAGAGAAAGGUUGAAAAGAAAGAGAAAGAAUAAGGGAGCAGGGGAAGAGAAAAAUAAUGGAAAGCUGAAGACUUCUCAUUAACAAAUAGACAGGGGUGCGGAGUUCCAGCGUGUCUCCCAACAGAUGUGGAAGGCUAAGUUGCUGCGUCAGGAGCAGAGCUAAAAGGCUAACAUCUGAGAAGCAGAGAAGACGACAACAUGCCUCCCUGACCACCGCCAGUGCCAUCCCUAUUUGCAUACAGCCUUCAGGAUAUCCCCUCGGUGAAGAUGUAGUCCAAUUGGUUGCCUUGGAGAUGUCUCUAAACAGGGCCUCCUCUUGGCGCCGUCCCCCUGCCCUGUUGCUGUGGACUCUGUGGGUUCUAAUCCUCCCCUCAACUGUCACCCUGACCACAGGCCCCGGCAACAGCACCCUGCUCUUUGACAGCACCGACAACAGCAACAGCCUGCGGAACUGCAGCUGCUCCGCCCACAUCCAGGACUGUGACGAGGCGCUGGCCAACCUGCUGUGCAGCUGCCACACUGUGCUGCGCUCCAAGCUGACCCCCGGCGGCCUGAGGGAGCAGGGCGGACUGACUGUGUGGCUCAGAGAGCCCUGGGUUCUCACAGAGCUGCUGAACGGCAGCGUGGUGCUCGACCUAAGUCUGUCGUUCUGUGCCACUGGCACCCUGGCCAUCCCCAACCAGUACCUGGCCCUGUUUGGCCUCCGUAGGCUGAGGGUCCACAGUGCUGCCCAGGACGCUCCACACCUGGAGCAGGUCCUCACCAUCUCCUCUGGGAGUAGGGAUAUGGAGGGGAUGGGGUGCCUCUCCUCCACUGACCCCGCCUCCCCCUCCUCCGUUCUCCAUGUAUCCUUCCUGGAUGUGUCAGCGCUAAAUGGGUUGUCGUCCCUGAAGGCCUACAGUGUGAGCUCCACUCCCAUGUCCACCCUCUUCCAACACUUCCCCCACCUGCCCCUACCCCUACACCCCUCCACCGCCCUGGAUCAGCCCCCGGAGCCCCAACAGGACUGCCUCCUCACCUUCAUAUACUAGACCUGUAGGCUCUGAGCUCAGAGCUAGAUCUGUGGAAACUAGACUGGGCUGGAUGGAUGACACUGAGGUGCCUACAAGAGCUCCAUCCACCCGGAUGUUACUGAAUGGGCUUGGUGUGCAGAGAGCUGUGCUGCUUUCCAAUGUGUGUCUAUAUGGUGCAUUUCUACAGUGCAGGAAAAAACUAACACUAUUAUCUGUCCUCAAGAGGAAUCUGGACAAGAAAACAACCAUCUCUGAGAAGAAGAUGGAGUCAUAUUUCAAUAUCAUUGCAAGAAAAAGGGAGAGGUCCGGUUAGGUGAGAGUAAGACAACGAUGGCAUCCGUCUGCUGCUCUAUAAACUGACAGAGCUUGUAGACCUACUGCUUUCUGACAGUUACAUUUUCCAGCUGCUCUUUUCUCUCGGUUAUUGCGUGCAGAUGGCCUAUUAAAACAUGUUGUUUUGAAACCGGUUACGAUAUCUGCCUUAUAAAUGGGCCAGCCUGGUUAGAACCCUGUUGGAUCAUCAGGCGAUGGACUUCACUCUUCGUGACUGUACAGUUCUGAAUCCACCUACUUAAGCUGGACUUGGUUGGGGUUUUAUUCAAGAUUAAGCUAAAAGCGUUCUGGACUGGUUUGAUCUGGAAAUUGGUCCGGCCCAUGCUGGAUUGAUUACGUCACUCUGUUUCUGGUGUUCUAGAAUUCAGGGUUGUCCUGGAACAACCUUGGAGUGGAGCGUUCUCAUCUCUAUGUUCCACAAUGUGUUCUUCUGCUCAUGUUCUAGAACAGGGAUGGGCAAACUUUUUGGCUCGAGGGCCACGUUGCGAUUUCGAAAUUCAAGGGCCCCACAUUUUUCUUUUUCACAAAAUAAUAAUUCCCCCACCAAAAGUUUGUAAAAAAAAUACUCAAACCUCCCGCGGGCCGGAUUGAAUGUAGUUUGCCCACUCCCGCAGGCCGUAGUUUGCCCACUCCUUUUCUCGAAUGACCAUGUAUAUUUACAGUAGUACCUUGACCAGCCUAGUAAGGGUUAAUACAUUUUAAUCAUGGUGUAAAAAAAAGGAGCAUGCAAAGAGGUGUUAGGAACUCAAAAAUAAGUUCUCCACUCAGAAAACGAAUGGCACCAAUCUGGUCUUUAUUUCCAUCUCACAUCCUGAGAGACGUAAACAUUCAAUUCAUCUAAAACCACUCUCACAAACAAAGACUGCAGCCAACACUUCUGUUCUGUAGAUCAUCCAGAGUCUGAGCGUGUGCGUGUGUGUGUGUGCAUAUGAAUGUGUGUGUGUACGCGAUGUGUGCAUGUGUACAGUGCAUUCG